This is a messenger RNA of Colias croceus (clouded yellow), 2523 nucleotides long. RefSeq names its product dol-P-Man:Man(7)GlcNAc(2)-PP-Dol alpha-1,6-mannosyltransferase (gene Alg12). The transcript has 8 exons. Gene Ontology annotation, biological process: protein N-linked glycosylation. The coding region runs from base 110 to 2428 and encodes 772 amino acids. Lineage: Eukaryota; Metazoa; Arthropoda; Insecta; Lepidoptera; Pieridae. The record is from RefSeq and is a predicted model, not a curated record. Gene Ontology annotation, cellular component: endoplasmic reticulum membrane. Gene Ontology annotation, molecular function: alpha-1,6-mannosyltransferase activity.
GCCGACAGCUGAUUGUUAUAAAUAUUUUGACACCUCCUAGAAUAAUGUGACGAUGUGUAUGAUGGGUUAAUAUUUAUCGAGGAAUUAGGAUUUUUUUUAAAUAAAAGAAAUGGUGCAGUUAUUGUAUAUUGUGUCUAGUUUACACGUUCUUCUGUGUCCAUUCACUAAAGUUGAAGAAAGUUUUAAUAUACAAGCAUUUCACGAUAUUUUGUAUCACCGCUUUAACCUGUCGGAGUACGAUCAUAAUGAGUUCCCGGGUGUUGUGCCGAGAACAUUUAUUGGACCGCUCGUUAUUUCCGCGCUCUCUUCACCUGUUGUGGUUUUGUUACAUUUGUUCGGUAUAAAUAAAUUUUGGACGCAGUAUGUCGUACGAUUAACUUUAGCACUCACUGUGAUAGCAGCAUGGAGUCGCCUUCGAAGCACCCUUCAAAAACUUUUUGGAAACACAUUUGCAUGGUGGUUUACAACAAUUACUGUGUCGCAGUAUCACUUUAUGUUCUAUAUGAGCCGUCCAUUACCUAAUAUUAUGGCCUUGCCCCUUGUUUUACUUGCAUUUGAUGGCUGGCUAUCAGGAAAAUAUAAACAAUUUAUAGUGUCAGCUGGUGCAUCAAUAGUGAUAUUUAGAUCAGAGCUGGCUAUGCUAUUUGGUCUGUUUUUGAUAAUCGAUUUAUAUUUCAAGAAAAUCACUGUACUUGAGCUUAUGAAAAUCAUAGCACCAGCUGGAGCUGGUCUGGUACUUCUAACGGUUUUUAUUGAUUCCAUAUUCUGGGGCCGUUUGGUUUGGCCUGAAGCAGAAGUAUUCUGGUUCAACACAGUUAUGAAUAAAAGCUCAGACUGGGGUACAUCACCAUUUCUCUGGUACUUCUACUCAGCACUCCCUCGUGGAUUAGGUCCAAGCAUUAUUUUGAUCCCAGUGGGCUUGUACCUAGACAAACGAGUAGUUCCUAUAGGUGUUUCAGCAUUUGUUUAUAUACUGCUUUUCUCAUUCCUGCCCCAUAAAGAGCUGAGAUUUAUUAUUUACGUUUUCCCACUGCUCAACGUAUCAUCAGCUAUAACAUGUUCUUAUGUAUAUAUUCGGCGAACAAAAGCACCCAUAUAUGAAUUACUAUUUUGGGGAUUAAUGAUAAUAAUCAUUUGUAAUAUAGUAUUUACUGCCACUCUAGUAUUGGUAGCCAUGACUAAUUAUCCAGGAGGAGUAGCAAUUACACGUUUCCAUAAACUAUUGAAGAACGAACCUUACGUGCACGUUCAUAUUAGCAAUCUAGCCGCCCAGACUGGUGUUACGCGAUUUACUCAAAUUCAUGAUCAGUGGACUUAUGCUAAAAAUGAAUCCCUGAGUUCCGAGGAGCUGCAAGGUUAUACUCAUCUCCUCGUAGAAGCUAAGAGUAAAUAUUCACCAAGCGUUAAAGCUUUUGCUCAAACUCAUUCAGUGUUAGAUAGUAUAGACUCAUUUUCUCAAAUAGCAAUGAAUUAUAGACUCAUACCUCCUAUAAAAAUAAAAACAAAACCAGCGCUAUUUAUAUUAGAACGAAAUAACUUUAGAGAUGAUGUUCAACCAUAUUUAUCAACGAAUAUUAAUAAAGAUUCUGAAGAAAUCAGUUUAAGUGAAACAGACAGCAAAGAAGAAGAAAUCAAUUUAAUAAAUUACGAUGAAAUUGAUAAAUCGGAGGAACAAUUGAAAGAGGAUAAAAUAUUGGAAACUGCAGAAAAAAUUGAAAAUACUGUAACAGAAAAUAUUUCUAAUGAAAACACGGUAACAUUUGUUGAUGACGAGGAAACUGAAUUGUUCAGAAAGGAAAUUGAAGAAUCUAUUUUCAAAACAGAAAAACCCAAUAAGGUAAAUGAUCACAUCGUCUUGAAUCGAUCCGAACGUAAGAAAAAAGCCAUUGAAAAAAUAAAAUCUGAAACUCGAAAGGAAGUUGUAGCGUCUGCGAAAGAAAAGUUAAAAGAAAUAAUGAGACGUCAUAAGCACGUUGCCAAAGAAAUUUCUGAAAAUGAUAUAUCUAAAACAGAGGAACAAAUAGAAGAUGGUCGAGGGGAUAUCCCGGACGUAGCAGCAAUUGCAGAUGAAAUAAUCAUUGAUAAAGAACAGUUAGGCAAUUCAAAUAUUGUUGAACCUACGAUUGAUGAUACAGAUGACUUUGUGAAGUCUCUCGAGGAAGCUUUUAGUGUAGAUAAAACAGAAGUAUCACCUGAUAAUAGAAGUAAAGAAAUAAAUGAAGACAUUGAUAAGAAGGACCGUACAGAUCAAAAUAUUGAUUCUAUUGUGGAGGAAGUUAUAGCAAGACUAAUAGAUAGAAAAAUUUAUGAUGACAAAACGAAGCCUGAGGAUAUCAAAAUUGAAGAUCGAAAAGUAAUUCAAAAAAUUGUAGAAGAAAUUUUGUCGGAAAGAAUGAACUUCACGAAUUCAGAUAAUAAUACGUUAUAAUAUUUUUACAAAAGUAUAAAAGAUGAUCUCUAUACUUUGUUUCGUUUUUGUCUAUACAAUGUUAAAGUUUUCAAUAAAUCUAUUUAUGUUGUAAU